AGUAUGAAUUUAUUCUGCUAGAAAUGUUGUUAAACAUUUUGUGUGUAACUCCUGUGAGAAUCCCUGAAUGUUAUUAAUAUUUCCCCUUUUUUUGACAAUUACAGGGGAAAGAAAAUGACAUCGAGCCGCAGGCAUCAUCUGAAGAGUAUCGUGCUUCAGGUUGCCGCUUCUUGGCUGGAGCAGGAAGCUACCGACCUCGCUGCCGCCAAAGUAACUUACAUGGCAGAGAGAUGCCCCGCCCCCGACAUGAGCGGAGACCAGGCGUCUCUGAUGGAAAUCUGCAAAAAGCUGCACCAGUCCCUCGACAAGAUUGAUGAAGAGAGAUACGACGCCGAGGCCAAAGUGUUAAAAUCAGACAAGGAGAUUGAGGAGUUGAAGCUGAAGGUGGUGGAGCUGGCCGGCGUGAAGAAACCCGCCCUGAAGAAAGUGCGUAUGUCCGCUGACACCAUGCUGCAGGCUCUGCUGGGAGGAAAACACAAGGUGACCAUGGACCUGAGGGCCAACCUGAAGCAGGUCAAGAAGGAGGUCAAAGAGGAGGUGAGGCAUGUCGGCGACUGGCGUAAGAACAUUGAGGACAAAGCUGACAGGAAGAAGAUGUUCGAGACUUCCUAA
This is a messenger RNA of Centropristis striata (black sea bass), 612 nucleotides long. Its product is annotated as troponin I, fast skeletal muscle-like. Bases 115 to 612 code for a protein of 165 amino acids. NCBI's taxonomy places the organism in Eukaryota, Metazoa, Chordata, Actinopteri, Perciformes, Serranidae. The transcript is spliced from 5 exons. The record is from RefSeq and is a predicted model, not a curated record. Gene Ontology annotation, cellular component: troponin complex. Gene Ontology annotation, biological process: muscle contraction.